AUGCAUGCAGCGUCGUGGGUCGCGGACAGCGACGACGACGACGGCAGCGAGGAGCUGGAGUUCGCCUCCGGGGUCAUCCUCGUCGAGGUACGCGCGCGUGCUCGACGCGUUUAUUUCCGUUCUGUGACUUCCGGUUUGACGCGCUCACAUUCGCCCCGUGUUCAGGACUGUAAGGUAGGCGACUGGGUGGAAGUGAACAGCGGUCUCGCGGAGCCGUGGCGCGGACAGGUGAGAUCGACGCGACGCCUCAACUUACACAAGAUGGGUUUGGUUUCCAGGAGCACCGAUCCGACCGCGCGCGCGUUCUGA
This is a messenger RNA of Micromonas pusilla CCMP1545, 309 nucleotides long. RefSeq lists its product as uncharacterized. Bases 1 to 309 code for a protein of 102 amino acids. The transcript has a single exon. The record is from RefSeq and is a predicted model, not a curated record. Lineage: Eukaryota; Viridiplantae; Chlorophyta; Mamiellophyceae; Mamiellales; Mamiellaceae.